This is a messenger RNA of Penicillium pulvis, 1689 nucleotides long. RefSeq names its product class I adenylate-forming enzyme family protein. NCBI's taxonomy places the organism in Eukaryota, Fungi, Ascomycota, Eurotiomycetes, Eurotiales, Aspergillaceae. Gene Ontology annotation, molecular function: medium-chain fatty acid-CoA ligase activity. The transcript is spliced from 5 exons. Bases 1 to 1689 code for a protein of 562 amino acids. Gene Ontology annotation, biological process: fatty acid metabolic process. The record is from RefSeq and is a predicted model, not a curated record.
AUGGAUUCCCCAAAUUUAAGCUUUCCCAACGACCCCAUAUUCACCCAACUCGCCAGCCUCAGUCGCAACAUCUCGAAUGUGAUUAUUCAUGAUGAUUAUGGCAUCCACGAAGGGUACAAAGGCCUUCUAGGUGACAUAAUACAUCUUCGCCAAGUCUUGCGAGAGCAGCUUCCCCAUCACUGGUUUGAUGGCAGGGGAAUUUUGGGGUCCGAUGCCACGCCCAUAGCAUCUAUAGCGGCGAGCGGAUAUUACUUCCUUGUUGGAUUUCUUGCCGUUGCAGCAAUUGGGGGGAAAUUUGUGCCUUUGCCAAUCACUGGGCCUUUGACAAUGACUGCCUGGGCUUUAGACAAGACAGAUAUAACAUUCUGUCUUUCAGAGCCUAACGUAGCUACUCAAGCCACUGCAAUUGAAGACCAUAUGAAUGCGGCUGGGCGACGGCUUCAAAUACUCCCCAUCGAACGGGCGGGCUCAAGUUCGCAUACGACGAUGGAAAUUGACGACAGUAUAACAAUUCCCAAGAGUGACACUUUAUUAGUGCUCUUUACAUCAGGCAGUACUGGACGGCCCAAAGGCGUUGCCCUUCCUCGUGAAAGAUUCUUUUUCCAAGGCCAGCAAGAUCCCACGGGAUUAUUUUUAGGGUUCCGGCCCCUAAACUAUAUAGGAAGCGUAAUCCUUCCUAUCACCAAUGUCCUGCAAGGAGGGGGUGUACGUUUUCUCAGGCAUGGCAGUGGUGUGUCGCACAUCUGGGAGGCGUUCAAGGAAAGCAAUAUCACUUCUUCGUCGAUUACACCUAUUGCCUUGAAGGCUCUUCAAGACCAUUAUCUCACUACCAUUUCACACCUGCCAUCAGAAGAGUGUGCAGCUUAUGUGUCUGGAAUAUCCAGACUACGCUUGGUCAUUACUGCUGGCUCUAUUCUGAACCCCGAUACGGCUAAAUUUUGGAGGAAACUCACAAAUAUGCCAAUUGUUCCCGCCUUUUCUACGACUGAACUAGGAGGACCGACCAUCACUGUACCACUUGGUACGCCCUUCAUCGAUCGUUUGAUGGGCGAGCCAAUCAGAGGUGCUGAAGUCAAGGUAUCUGGAGGAGAUAUUGGCGAGCUUUGCAUCAAAGUUCAUGGAAUGUUCACACAUUAUUUGGGCGACGAGGAAGCCACGAAAUCUGCGUUCGAUAAUGAAGGGUUCUACAAAACAGGUGACAUAGUUCGUCAGGUCGGAAACCAAUACUUUUACGAAGGCAGAGCGUCAUGCGAUUGGAUUCGGUAUUCGUCCUUUACCAUAUCGGUCAUUGAGCUUGAACAGCGUUUGAACAGCCUUCCGUACAUAUCUGAAGCCCAUGUUCUGCCAGUCAUGAAUUAUGAAGUCAGAGAACUUGUUGCAGCGGUCGUUCGCCUUCAGACUAUGGGCCUUGACCAAAAAGAUGCCUUGGAGGUUAAUCUUCAGAAAAUACGUCAGGAUCUCUCUUCAACCACAGAGAUUUACAAACUACCAGCACUUCUGCGAAUUCUGAAAAGUGAAGAAGGAACCCCCGUCACUGCUUCCGGUAAGCCCUUGAAGAACAAGAUGCGGGAGACGUUUUUUCAGAAGUCAAGUGAUCCAAAAAGUACUUACGCUGUCCCGGGCGUAGAGUUUUGGGAAAGUGCAGUUGAUUUGAACUUUGUAUUGAAGGCUAGGAACUUAGCUAAAUAA